AAAACUUUUAAAAGCUGAGAUCGAUACUAUUUAAAGUAUAUGAGAUAAAUGGUAUCUACUCCUGUCCUGCACUCUUUAGGCGUAGGUGUAUAUAAUUUUAAUAGAGCUGAUCUUAUGACAACGUUCCGUAACGUGAACUACUUAUAGUCCAAAUAAUAGUCAUUGUUAUAAAUUACAUUGCAUAGUUAAUAAGAACCAAGAAACAGAACUACAAUGAAAUUAUUGGUUUUUCUGAAUAACAUAGUUAAGAUUACAUUAUAUUUCUUUAUUUUUCAUCUACUAUAGUAAAGUAUACUUGACAAUUUUUUAAGUUCCGGCAAUUAAUAAGAUUUUUGGAUAAUAUACGUUAGGUAUUAUUUUAUACUCUGAAUUGUAUUCCUAUGAAAUACACUAGUAUGAUACAACAAACGAUAAAGUGUUCAAAAAACACAAAUCUAGUAAAAAAAUUUUUUUCGGUCUUAUUUAAGUUCGUAUCGUUAUGAAAAAACGUACUAGUAUAAUUAUUCAUAAUCUAAAUUAUUUUAUUUAAGGUCACAAUUUUCUAGUUUCGUAUAGAUGUUAACAACAUAAUAUGAGUAAUAUCACACAGUACUGUGUUAGAGAAUAAAAACCGUAGCCUAAACAUUCCUUUACACCUGUGUAAAUAAAAUAUUAUUCGCGCACUGCAAAACUUAUUCCGAUUUUACUGUUUCGGUAACAAGCCAAAAAAACAAAUCACUUUAAAAACGGUUGUCUUAACAUAGAAGUGCACGAGAGUUCUACAAAAUUUUUAAAACUAAUAAAAAUGAGACGUUUUUGUUUUUUAAUAUCAUCCGUUGUGCUAAAUGUUUUAGCAGUUUUAGAAAUACAUCAUGAUAAAUUUCUAGUUGAACUUAUAAAACAGACUAACUUAACAAAUAGACAAAUCCGGCGAGUGCAAUGUGGUGAUGUGCGUUUGAUACCGGUAAUUAAACAAUUUGUUCUUGCGGAUAAACCGAUGACGGAUUUGUCGUUGAUGUUUGCUGGACCAUUUGUAGUAUCUGAACCAAAUCACGACGAUGAAACACUGCAACAUCGCAUAGAUUUAGAAAUUGAAUUACAAACAGCCAUAACUACCUUGUUAGGUAAAUAUAAUAAUUUGUGAAUAUACAAUUUCAA
Messenger RNA from Adelges cooleyi (spruce gall adelgid), 1137 nucleotides. RefSeq lists its product as uncharacterized. The record is from RefSeq and is a predicted model, not a curated record. The transcript has 8 exons. The coding region runs from base 785 to 1123 and encodes 112 amino acids. NCBI's taxonomy places the organism in Eukaryota, Metazoa, Arthropoda, Insecta, Hemiptera, Adelgidae.